AUGGCUCUCCCACCACGCGACGAGCCGCCUUCCCUUGACGACCGGAUACAAGGUCUGCCACAAGAACUCCAAGACCUCAUCUUCGACAGUGUCAUCUAUGACAACCCAAGGACAUUCAACCGCACGCAACAAUACAACCCGCCACUCAGCCUCCAUGUCAACAGAAAGACUUGUGAUGUCUUUGCCAAGUACCACUACUACCGAAAUACCAGGCUAAUCACAUCCGACCGCGAGCUCCUCGAGCGCUGGUUGUGCAGCCUGCCAGAAAGCCAUUUCGAUAUGCUGCAAGUACUCGCAUACGACAUCGAGCAAAGCAAUUGGAUCCACGGGGCUAUCUUUCAGCGACAGGAGGCGCUCAGAUCUUCGAGGAAGAAGAUACUCAACACGAAGCAGUUCACGAGGGCGAAUCGGUCAAGUUGCUCCACCAACCUUGGCUCAAAUGGCAGUUCUAGCUUGGUCCAUGGAACAGCUUAA
Messenger RNA from Fulvia fulva, 474 nucleotides. RefSeq lists its product as uncharacterized. NCBI's taxonomy places the organism in Eukaryota, Fungi, Ascomycota, Dothideomycetes, Mycosphaerellales, Mycosphaerellaceae. Bases 1 to 474 code for a protein of 157 amino acids. The transcript has 2 exons. The record is from RefSeq and is a predicted model, not a curated record.